AUGGUUGUAAUGAAAUAUAUUAAUGGUGAAACAUUACAGACUGCAAAGAUUACAAAAGAGGAAUACAAUGAUGUUUUAAAAAAUAUACAAGAGGCCAUUGACACUUUGCACACUAAUGAUAUUGUUUUUGGUGACUUACGUAGUUCAAACAUAAUGAUAGAAAAGGCUGGAAUACAUCAAAAAGAUUGUUAUACACCUAUGAUGAAUCCAGAAAUUAAAUGGGCAAGUGGGGCUGAAGGAAAUGUUUUAAUGCACAAAGAUCAUGAUUUACACUGGCUAGAGAUAUUGAAAAAAAAAUAUGAAUAUUAA
Molecule: messenger RNA, 309 nt
Organism: Entrophospora candida
Lineage: Eukaryota; Fungi; Glomeromycota; Glomeromycetes; Entrophosporales; Entrophosporaceae
Source: the annotation of a GenBank genome assembly